AUGUGCAUCGACUUCACGUGCACAGCCUCUUUGUUCCUUGCUCGCCACUGCAUCCAUUCAUCAUCGGCUAGAGCUUCAGAUGCAGCCCAUUCGGCGCCGAUGCGAGCUCGGAAUUUUCAUGGGGGGGUGAUGCGAGCUGUGUUUUUCCGUUGCGGAUUUGCAUCCGAGCGAGUCAAGAACGUCUUCCUGCCAAUCAUGACCUACUCCACCGCAACAAUCAUCAACAUCGCCUUCAUCCCGCUCUACCUCCCUCUCUUCGUCCUCAACAUCCUCAACCUCGUCCACCACCGACCCAUCCGCACCUCCGGCUACCUACCGCUGCUCAUCGUCACCGUACUCCACCUGGUCGGGAAUACGAUCCUUGUCGUCGACUACACACGGUCCAUCCGCUCCGUAAACCUAACGGUAUGGGGGUUCAUUCUGCAGUCGAUCGGGUUGAGUCCUAUGAUCUCGGCGGUGUUGGCGUUCUACGCCAAUGCACGAGAUCUGAUGGGUCAAGGAACUGAACGGUCGGAGAAAACCAUCGGUCGCGUGUUGAAUCUCAUCAACCUCGCUGCGAUGAUCUGCAUCAUCACCGGCUACACCAACACCACCUUCACCGACUCUAAAGGCAUUCUACUCUCCCACCCAACCCUGCCCAUCCAGACCAAGAUCGGUUCGAUCCUCUAUAUCCUCCUCACAGCAACGUUGCUCGCAAUCACCACGUUCGGUCUCAACUCGGACACGAAACGAACGCGUACCAUCCGAUGCGCGUUGUUCAUCUCAACCCCGCUGAUGAUCGUCCGAUCAGCGUUUGCAGCCUACACCACUUUCUCAGGCUCCAUCCUUGUUGUCAAGAGUAUCUGGGCCAAGUUGGUACUGCAGUACGUGUCCGAGUUCGUAGCACUGGCUGUCUUGACGUGUUUGGGGCUGGUGAUCAAGAGACACCAGGGGACGCGGGAGGAGGUGGUGGGUGGCGGCGGGGACGAUGUGGAGAGCGUUGCAAGGAAAGGCUGGGACUCGACGGCUGAGGAGACACAGCAAAAUGGAAAAAAUUCCGUCUAUGGGUGA
Messenger RNA from Pseudozyma hubeiensis SY62, 1050 nucleotides. RefSeq lists its product as hypothetical. The transcript has 2 exons. The record is from RefSeq and is a predicted model, not a curated record. Bases 1 to 1050 code for a protein of 349 amino acids. Lineage: Eukaryota; Fungi; Basidiomycota; Ustilaginomycetes; Ustilaginales; Ustilaginaceae.